Cloeon dipterum is the source of this 1010-nucleotide messenger RNA. RefSeq names its product C-type lectin domain family 4 member M-like. The record is from RefSeq and is a predicted model, not a curated record. Gene Ontology annotation, molecular function: carbohydrate binding. Gene Ontology annotation, biological process: biological process involved in interspecies interaction between organisms. The transcript is spliced from 9 exons. Lineage: Eukaryota; Metazoa; Arthropoda; Insecta; Ephemeroptera; Baetidae. Bases 59 to 913 code for a protein of 284 amino acids. Gene Ontology annotation, cellular component: external side of plasma membrane.
AAAGGUCACAAGAAGGGGAAGAGCUUGCAUAUAAACAAAAAUCUGGCAAAAGAUCGAAAUGAAGAUUGCACUGCUACUCAUCUUCCUAAUUUAUUUCAAGAGCGUGCAGGGGAUUGACGGAGAAGAUGAUGACGAUACGUGCACCUUAUCAUUUUCGCUCUGCAGCAAACUCGAUAAAAAUUUGAAAGACCUGGGCGUCGAGGCAGCCAGAGGACAUCAAGAAAUUUUGGCAAAGUUGGAUGGCGUUCAAUUGCACGACAAUCAACCCUCGAAUGUGCAGUGUGACAGUGCAGCCAUUAAAAGCGAAAUAUCCAGGUUUCUACAAAGCAGUUUCGAAAGGUUUGAGCGGAAUGUUUUGAGCGAGUUGCGAAGGGAAGUGGAAGAAGCCGCAGCGUCGCAGGUGCAAAGUGUGUCGCGGCGUUUGGCGGAUUUGGAGAGGACCGUCAGGGAAAUCAAAUCGAAUAAACCCGUGCAGAUAGCAAAAGAGCCUGCAGUAGACGAAUACUGCGUUAAAGCGGGAAAAAUUGGUCUGUUGAAUGUGAAUGGGAAGAAAACCUAUAUAAGCCAAAAUCCCGAAACCUGGCAAGACGCGAAAACCAAGUGUGAGUCAAGCGGAAUGACUUUAGCGGUGACCACAACCCUAGCCCAAAUGGAAGCAUUGUGGAAGGCUUUUCAAGCAUCUUCCAAGCCAGAAGGAUUUGGAAUCUGGGUGGCGGCGUCGAAUUUGGGCAAGACAGACCAGAAUGCUUAUUACUGGCCCGACGGCCGGUCUGUGGGCGCCAAUUUGUGGGGCAGCGGCCAGCCAAACAACGGACUGAACGCGUGCGGCAACUUGUACGGGCCCCGACUCUAUGACCUGCCCUGCAACAGCAAAGUUUAUUACGCUUGCCACCUUCUCAAGGACUGCAACUAAAAACUGAGAUCAAAUUUGUCGGUGAUCAAGACAUUGCACAAUUUUCAAGAAAAAUUAUUAUAAAUAUUUUCAAUAAACAUGAUAGAUUGAAAUAAAA